Messenger RNA from Hansenula anomala, 1134 nucleotides. Its product is annotated as pepsin-like aspartic protease. NCBI's taxonomy places the organism in Eukaryota, Fungi, Ascomycota, Saccharomycetes, Phaffomycetales, Wickerhamomycetaceae. Gene Ontology annotation, molecular function: aspartic-type endopeptidase activity. The transcript has a single exon. The record is from RefSeq and is a predicted model, not a curated record. The annotation marks the transcript as partial. Gene Ontology annotation, biological process: proteolysis.
ACUAAAACUAACAAACUGAGUAAAGCUGUCCAUAGUGGAUUAGUUAAAAGAGCUCAAGAUCACCAAGAAAGUUUAGCUGAUGAUGGUGUUGGUUACUUUGCCACAAUUGAGGUUGGAUCACCAGCUCAAACAAUUAGAGUCCAGAUUGAUACUGGUUCUUCAGAUUUAUGGUUCCCAGGUACUAAUAAUCCACAAUGUCCACAGGGUACAGCAACUCCAAUUGAUCAAGGCUCUCCAUACCAAGAUGAUUUUGAUUAUUGUUUGAGAAGUGCUCAGUAUGAUCCAGGUGCUUCAUCUUCAUGGAAGGUUGAUUCCAGUGCACCUGCAUUCCAUAUUGAGUAUGUUGAUUAUUCAUUCGCUACAGGUUCUUGGGGUACUGAUAAUGUUCAGUGGAAUGAUGUUACUAUUGAUAAUUUCUUUUUGGCAUCUGCUCAAAAUUCAAAUGCAACUUCAGUCUUCGGUAUCGCAUUAACUACAGAUGAAAGUUCAAAUGAAGGUAGUGAUGCAUUCCAAUAUCCAAACUUCCCUCAAAGAUUGAAAAGCGAUGGUUAUAUCUCCAAGAUUGUUUAUUCUUUAUAUCCAAGUGAGGAUCCAUACACCACUUCGGGCGAUAUUGAUAUUACUUUAUUAUUCGGUGGUGUUGAUACUGCUAAAUAUUCAGGAACUUUGGAAGUUUUCCCACUUGAUAGUAAUUAUGAUUUAGCAAUCACUUUAACAGGUAUCAGCACUGAUAUUUCUGGCCAAACUUCAGUCGCUUCAACCCAAUCAUUAUCAGCAGUCUUGGAUUCAGGUACAACUUUACAAGCAUUACCAUAUAACAUCGUGGAACAAUUGGCCUAUAAUCUAGGUGGUUCUGGUGAAACAGAUAGUUAUGGAUACUUUAUUGUUCCAUGUAAUUACGGCUCAGAUGAUCAUAUAACUUAUACAUUUGGUACUAAAAACAUUAAUGUCCCAGUGGAAGCAGUCGUUUCAUCAGAUGGUAAUGGUAAUUGUGCAUUGGCUAUUGAACCAACUAAUGGGUUAACAAUCUUGGGUGAUACGUUCUUGAUCAAUGCCUAUGUUGUUUAUGAUUUAGAAGAUCGUGAAAUUGCAAUUGCACAGGCUAAAUACACUAGUACUGAGAAUAUCCAACCU